This is a messenger RNA of Labrus mixtus (cuckoo wrasse), 2621 nucleotides long. RefSeq names its product cilia and flagella associated protein 100 (gene cfap100). NCBI's taxonomy places the organism in Eukaryota, Metazoa, Chordata, Actinopteri, Labriformes, Labridae. The transcript is spliced from 14 exons. The coding region runs from base 85 to 1713 and encodes 542 amino acids. The record is from RefSeq and is a predicted model, not a curated record.
AGAGCAGAACAGUGUGCUGAGUUGCUCUUUAGUGAAAUAAGUCCGUUUUCGUCCCGUGUAUAAGUAGCAGUGUCACAAGGAGACAUGCAAAGGAGGACAAGACAAGAGACUCAACAGAGCCCUUUCAAAGUGCCGGACAGUAAUAGCAUUUUGAAGUUGACUCUAACUAAAAAAGGGAACCAAAAAGAGGACACAGGUACGUUGAUGGCUUUGCAAGUUGAUGAGAAGACAACAUGCACUUCAAGAAUGAGGCCCAAACUAAAGACAGGGCCGGUAGGACAAGUGGAGGAGGAAGAGGAACAAAAAGAAAAGUUGAACAGUACAAAACCAACCAAGAUGAAAACAGUUUGCCAUAAACAAGCACCUGCCAGACGUGAGCUGAAGACAGCAAUGCUGAAACGAGAAAACAUAAUGAAAGACAGAAAACAAGACUUGAUCUCCAUGCAACGGCAGAAGGCUGAUUUGGAGUUAUCUCUGAUGACAAAGAAAUCUUCCAUUUUGAGGAUGGACAAGGCCAUUGCAAAAGAGGAGAAACGGCUGAUAGAGCUUGAAACAAUCGUCAGGGACGACAACCUUAAAUUUGAAGAGGUCCUCAGGGAUAAUGAGAAGAAGUCGGUCGCAGCCAGAACAUUUUUUGAACGGGAGGCCAAGUCCAAACAGGAGAAGCACCUAAAAAUCAAGAAGCUGACGGCAGAAUUAGGUUCCUUGAAAAGUGAACUCGCCAAGUUUGAAGAGAUCCUGAUAGACUACAAGAGAUACAAAGAGCUUCUGUUCAAGUUGUCUCCUCUGGAGUGGCAGCAGGCCCAGAAGACUAAGGCUUUGUCAUACAAAGACACUCUGGACGAACAGAACAGGGAAUCUGUGGAGUCAGCUUUUUGGAACGGUUUGGAGAGCAGUGUUUCCAGUCCAGGGAGAGAGAUCCCCGUCAUCAGGGAGACCAAGCUGUCCUCAGCCCACAUCAACACACCCAGUUCUACACUGGAGUGUGACAGCUUAGAAUAUGAGAAUGAGCCAGUGAUAUACUUCACAGAUCCUCAGCAGCUACUGGAUCUGGUUACAGAACUUAAAGAGCAAAACUUGUCCCUCAUUCAGAACUCCUCAAGAGUUGUUGAGACCCUGGAGGAGUUCCAUCAGUCAAUAGAGACCAUCAGAAAGAAAAUUGAAAAGGAUGAAGAGCAGCUGACGCUACAGAUAAACAACAUGAACCAGAGAAUUGAUAAAGAGAAGGCAAAAUGCAUCAAACUCAAACAGAAGGUUCAGUUCCACAUCUCACUGAACACAGAAGAUCAGGACAUCAUGUGGGACAGUCUGGAUAAGAAGGUAGCUGAGGUCCAUCACUGCUGUGUGGACGACAGGAUGACUAACCUCAGCACCCUGGAGAGGCUGGCCAAUAUUGAAAACCGACUAUCACAACUGCUUCAAAACAUUGAGAGCAUCCCUGAAGAAAGCUUAGGGAUGAUGAGGAAGUUCAAGGACAGUGAGAGGAGGAGCAGGCAUCGUGAGGAAAGGCUGAAGGAGCAGAGAGAGAAACAGAAGGAAAGGAUGAGGAGGUACUUGGAAAAAUCCCUGGCUGACUCCAAGAAAAUAACUACAAGAAGGCUCAUGCCCAGAUGCAUGCCUGUCGCCCAGAAGGUCAGAGAGAUCCAUGUGGACAACAAUUCCGCUGAUGAAGAGAUCGAUGUUUUCCUUUUCAAAGCUGAGGACAUAGAUUAAAGAGAAGAACUGUUCAAUUGUGUCAUUAUAUAACAGAGUAGAAUGAUGUUUUAGCUCAAGAGUGGAAAUGUGUUAAAAUUGAUUAUUUUAUUGUACAACCACAUUCAUGUCCUAGAAUCAAUAAGCAUGACCGAAAAAAAAGUGUGUAGUGAGUACUUUGUUAAGUACCGCAUCGAUUAGGCAAUUUAUGUCAUGUCCAUGAUGGGUACUCGUACUUGUGCUGAUGAUGAGCAACCAUACCGUGCAAAAGCCCACCUCUUCAAACCAGGACCAAGGCAGUGUACUUUCAGGAGCAGAUCUCACAACUGUUUCAAGGCACCCUCUGAUCUCUAUUUGUCCUCUGUACCUUAUGUUGCACCCUUAAAAAUGAACCAGUCAGAACAAGUCCAUCUUCACGUUUUGCCACUUUUAUUAAAGAAAAGCCCACGUUUGAACACAAGUUUACACACAGCGUCUCACCACUGAGCGUGUCUUAAAGGGACAGUGCCUUAUUCUUAAAAGGUAAAUAAAACUACAGUCAGUAAAUAAGAAUUCAGGUAAAUACUGUUUCCAACUGGUUUUAACUUGCAUUUAUGAAACUAUUUAUAUUACAAAUAUGAAUUAGCUUAAACACUUGUAGAAAUCCAAUAAAUUUUAGUUGACACAUUGAUAUCCUACCCUCCCCAACUAAAACAAUCAAAUGUUGACUAACAGUUUCCUGUAGGUAUACAGACUGCAGCAAAUACUUUAAACCUCAAGAUUACACUUUAGACACAAUUAGAUGAAUAUACCCAGUAUACAGUCACAUAAACAUUAAUUUAUAACCAGAGGUGUACUGUCUUUAUCUGUCGGUACUUUGUUAAGCCUCCCUAGUCCAUUAAGAUAAUAUGGCAAUAGCAGCAUACUACGUGUGUGUGUUUGUGUGUGUG